UGGUGGUGUCUUGGCCGUGACACAUAUUUGACAUGCCCUCCCAUAAUCCACUCACAGACUCUCGCUCUGCGGCAUGGACCAAAGAGAAAUUCUGCAGCAGUUGCUGAAUGUGGGCCAGAAAAAGAAAAUUAACAAUGAGGAGUUCGCCAAUGAAUUCCUGAAGCUGAAAAGGCAAUCUACCAAGUACAGGGCCGACAAAACGUAUCCUACCACUGUGGCUCAGAGGCCCAAGAACAUCAAGAAGAACAGAUACAAGGAUAUUUUGCCCUAUGAUCACAGCCUGGUAGAGCUGUCUCUGAUGACUUCCGAUGAGGAUUGCAGCUAUAUCAAUGCCAACUUCAUUAAGGGUGUCUAUGGACCCAGGGCCUAUAUUGCCACUCAGGGUCCUUUACCUACAACUCUCCUGGAUUUCUGGAGGAUGAUCUGGGAAUACCGUGUCUUGGUCAUUGUCAUGGCGUGUAUGGAGUUUGAAAUGGGGAAGAAAAAGUGUGAGCGCUAUUGGGCUGAGCCAGGAGAGACACCGCUGCAAUUCGGCCCCUUUUCUAUAUCCUGUGAAGCCGAGAAAAAGAAAUCUGAUUAUAAAAUCAGGACUCUGAAGGCCAAGUUCAAUAGUGAAACUCGAAUUAUCCACCAGUUUCACUAUAAGAACUGGCCGGACCAUGACGUGCCUUCGUCUAUAGAUCCCAUCCUUGAGCUCAUCUGGGAUGUGCGCUGUUACCAAGGAGAUCAGUGUGUUCCCAUAUGUGUUCAUUGCAGUGCCGGCUGUGGGAGAACAGGUGUCAUUUGUGCUAUUGAUUAUACGUGGACGUUGCUGAAGGAUGGGAUAAUUCCUGAGAACUUCAGUGUUUUUCAUUUGAUUCAGGAAAUGCGAACACACAGGCCUUCGCUCGUGCAAACUCAGGAACAAUACGAGUUGGUCUACAGUGCCGUGUUAGAACUGUUUAAGAGACAUAUGGAUAUUAUCUCUGACAAUCACUCUGGAAGACAGAUUCAAGCAGAAUUCUCAACUCCUGAACAAAACCUCACAAAAUCUCAAGCUGACUCUUGUCCUCUGGAUUUACCAAAAAACGCAGUGAACGAUGACGCAAAAGUGACAAACCAGCGGAGCAAACAGAGGGACGAAGAGGAGAGCGCCGACGCUCCUUCCUUCAGCUUUAUGACUUGUGAGAUCAGGGCCAAGGAAGAGUUGGCUAAAUCAAGCCCAUGCUUAGAUCUUUUGGAGCUAAACUGUGGGUGUAACAACAAGGCUGUCAUAACCAGGAGCGGCCAGGGAAUGGCACCCCCACUAAUGGGCGAGCCCCUUCAGAAGUAUCAAAGUGUAGAUUUCGGUCCCAUUUUGUUUGGGUCCUGUCCUAGCGCUCCACCUAUGAACACAGCAAGUGGGUGUCAUAAUUCAACGCGGCCAGUGACUCGAACCAAAUCAACUCCAUUUGCACCAACGCAGCAACAGAAAACAAACGCGUUGGGCAUAGAAGAUGGUUCUUCAAGCUUGAAAUCUCAACCGCACGAGCUUUGUCUCAUGGAGCUGCGGGCGCCAAGAGUGGACCACGUUUCCUCAGAGGAACUGAAUUACUCGCUGCCCUGCUCCUCUGAACGCCCAGCGGCCUGUGAUGCCCCUGGUGCACCGCAGCACGACCCCAGUGCUUCUAGAGUGCAGUCUCGCACGUCUUUGGUAGAAGACCCUUAUUUUCCGUCAUCACCUCCAAAUAGUGCCGGUUCUAAGAUGUCUCUUGAUCUGCCUGAGAAGCAAGAUGGAGCCCCCUUUCCUUGUGAUCUGCCACCAGCCUCUUCUACAACCUCCUUUUCUUACUGCAGCUCACAGGAUGCUUUAACCCCAAGCCCUCUGAGCAGUUUUUCCCCACCAAUAAACCAAGAGACAGCUAGGGAAGCUCCUGCUCCACGGGCAGAUGACGAAAUCCCACCCCCACUCCCUGAAAGAACACCGGAGUCCUUCAUUGUGGCUGAGGAUGGAGAAUUCUCACUCAGUGCUGCUGAAUCCUUACCUCUGGUGGUAAAGGUGAGGAUCGGAGCAUCACCGGAAUGGAGCGGAGCAUCUGAAUCAAAGAUCCUCGACCCCGUGGGACUUAUACCAAGCAAGAAUGUGGAACUCCGAAGUCCCAGAUCAGACGGACAGGGCGAUGACUCUCCUCCACCUCCACUCCCAGAAAGAACUCUGGAAUCCUUCUUUCUUGCUGAUGAGGACUGUAUACAGGCCCAACCCAUGGAAACUUACUCUACUAGCUAUCCUGAAACCACAGAGAACGCAACAUCGUCUAAACAAACAUUGAAGACCCCUGGGAAAAGUUUCACAAGGAGCAAGAGUUUGAAGAUUUUCCGAAAUAUGAAGAAAAGUGUUUGCAGUUCUUCCUCACCAAGCAAGCCUACAGAAUGUGUUCAGUCAAAAAACACCAGCUCCUUUCUGAAUUUUGGUUUCGGAAAUCGUUUUUCAAAACCCAAAGGACCAAGGAAUCCACCAUCAACUUGGAAUAUUUAAUACACCUCUGUAUUUAAGACUAUUGCUUGAAAUUGUGCCUGAAAAUAAAACUAGUAGAAUACUGUCAUAAUAUUAAUAUCAAUAAUGAAGAUAUAUUGUGUUAAUAGCUUUUAAAAGGAAAGCAAGAUGUGAAAAACUUCCAGCAACCUUGUAUUCUCAUAUUCUUUAAUUGGGAGCUGCCAAUAAAGUUUGUCACUAGAGAAUUUUUAAAAAA
Molecule: messenger RNA, 2708 nt
Organism: Acomys russatus (golden spiny mouse)
Lineage: Eukaryota; Metazoa; Chordata; Mammalia; Rodentia; Muridae
Gene: Ptpn22
Product: protein tyrosine phosphatase non-receptor type 22
Exons: 21
Coding region: 74-2494 (806 amino acids)
Biological process (GO): regulation of non-canonical NF-kappaB signal transduction; positive regulation of toll-like receptor 9 signaling pathway; peptidyl-tyrosine dephosphorylation
Cellular component (GO): nucleus; cytoplasm
Molecular function (GO): non-membrane spanning protein tyrosine phosphatase activity
Source: RefSeq, a predicted model, not a curated record